Molecule: messenger RNA, 1242 nt
Organism: Exophiala spinifera
Lineage: Eukaryota; Fungi; Ascomycota; Eurotiomycetes; Chaetothyriales; Herpotrichiellaceae
Product: mRNA surveillance protein pelota
Exons: 2
Coding region: 1-1242 (413 amino acids)
Biological process (GO): nuclear-transcribed mRNA catabolic process, non-stop decay; nonfunctional rRNA decay; RNA surveillance
Cellular component (GO): cytoplasm
Source: RefSeq, a predicted model, not a curated record
AUGCGCCUCGUCAAGCGCCAUAUUGAUGACAACGGCAGUGGUAGUGUCACGCUAUGCCCGGAGGAACCAGAAGACAUGUGGCACGCCUUCAAUCUCAUCCGACCGACCGACCUACUGACAGCCUCCGCCAUACGUCGAGUAACCUCCGAAUCCGCCUCAACUGGCUCAACAUCAUCCCAGCGGGUGCACACAAACCUGACCAUCCGAGUGAAGUCACUGGACUUUGAUCCGCAGGCCGGACAGUUACAUGUGCUUGGCCAGAUUGCCCGUGAAAAUCGAUUUACGAAGAUCGGACAAUUCCACACCCUCGAUCUCGAAUUGAACCGUAAUUUCACGCUCGAAAAAGAAGUUGAAGGACCGCAUGGCGGCGAAGGAUGGGACAGCGUUGCACGAGCACAACUGGAGGAGGCGAUCGAUCCGUCGAAAGGCACCGAGGCGGUGGCCGUCGUCAUGCAAGAAGGCCUCGCGAAUAUAUGUUUUAUCACACAAUACCAGACGGUGCUCCGACAGAGAGUCGAAGUCUCAGUACCCAGGAAGCGCACAGGAGCCGGGAGGUCAGCAGAUCAUGACAAGGGUCUAGAAAAGUUCUUUGGCACAGUGUUGGAUACGUUGUCAAGACAGCUCGAAGGCUUGAUCCAGAACAACGACAGUACUACGCAUUUUCCGAUUUUACUGGCCAGUCCUGGUUUCACCGCAUCUGGCUUUCUCGAUUAUAUCAAGAGCACUGCAAUGACGGGAGGGGAUAAGCUUCUGAAUGAGUUACUGAAGCGCAAGGCGUUUGUUGUGAUUCAUAGCAGUUCGGGUCAUCUGCACAGUCUGAACGAGGUGCUUAAGAGUCCGGAGGUGUUGGCUAGACUGAAGGACACGAAGUACGCAAGAGAGACUGCAUUGAUGGAUGAGUUCUUUGCGAUGUUGAGGAAAGAUGACGGACGGGCGUGGUACGGGCCCAAAGAAGUCGAGACCUCGGUCGAAAAGGGCGCGGUCGGUCGAGGAGGCGGUGUUCUUCUCAUCAGCAACGCACUGUUUAGAAGUGAAGACGUAGCGACUCGGAGGAGAUGGGUGAGACUUGUGGAUAGAGUCCGCAAAGAAGAAGGCGGCGAGGUACGGGUUCUAAGUAGCGACCACGAAAGCGGGAAGAGGCUGGAAGGAUUGGGUGGCAUUGCUGCAAUCCUUACAUUUCCUAUCGAUGAGAUGGAGUCCGAGGACGAGUCCGAGUCUGCAAAUGACACUCAGGAUUCAUGA